GCUUUCGGUUUCACGUGAGAUGCGUAGGUUAUUCUCUCUGGCGGUCAAAACACACACAGUUUCCGUGUUUGAAAGUUUGUGAAGAUGGGAGUUUUUGGGGUGAAGAUGAACCCUUUAAUGGUCUCGGUCUUCUGCGGACUCGUUUUGAUGUCGAUGGCGAUUACUCCCCCCAAGGUCCAGGUGUACAGCCGGGAGCCUGCGGUGCCCGGGACGGGAAACAGUCUGAUCUGCUACCUGAACAAUUUCCAGCCACCAGAGGUGGAAGUGGACCUUCUAGAGAACGGGGUCGUGAUCCCCGGGGCGGUGCAGAGCGACCUGAUGUUCGAGACGCAGUGGCAGUACCAUCUGACAAAGAGGGUGCCCUUCAUUCCCAGGGAGGGGGCCCGCUAUGCCUGCAGGGUCAACCAUAUGGGGAGGACCACAGACCACGGCUGGGAUAUGGAUGAAUAAAGUCCUGCACUACGCUGACUACACGCCCUGCCUGGUAGUUCUGCGUCACAAGAAAGGAAGUCGACCAAGGCACUCUGCGGAACUCGAAGCCUGGUUAAAUAAUCCUGAGGUUGUUCACUGAUUUAACUUUAACUACUUCUUAAGAUGCUGUAGGUAAGAAUUGAGAGUUGUAACGAGAGAGAGCAAAAUAAGGCGAGAUUUAAAAGAUAAUUGAAUGAUUUAAAUAGAUAAAAAACAUUAUUCCCUUUUCCACCAAAGAGAAGCGUUGCCUUCACACACCUUUGAUUGACAGGCAAUUUGGAUUCCUCAAACCAAGCAUGGGGCCUAUGCACUCAAGUUACGCCUCUCAAAUCUCUCACCUACAGCAUAUUUAAUCACUGCUCCAGCAAUCAAUGUUUUAUUCUUUAGCUUUUGCCUAAUUAUUAUGUGUUGACAUAAUAAUCUUUGUUUCUGUUUGUUAGUUGAGUUUUGGAUUGACAUUAAAUCCAAAGGGUUUUUAAGCUAUAUUAAUGUGACAUUUUAAAAAUGUGCUUUUGUAAUCUGGUUCUUUAUAUAAACAUUUUUGAUGAAAGAUUUGCAAUUUUUUUUAUUUAACUUCGCAAUAUCAUUAUUAUGGUGAAGGAAUGAGGAAUAUAAAAUGAAACGUGUGAGCCUGACGAAGAAUAAAGGGAUUGGUGAAGCAGAGUGUUUUAUUGAC
Molecule: messenger RNA, 1147 nt
Organism: Gadus chalcogrammus (walleye pollock)
Lineage: Eukaryota; Metazoa; Chordata; Actinopteri; Gadiformes; Gadidae
Product: beta-2-microglobulin-like
Exons: 4
Coding region: 85-450 (121 amino acids)
Biological process (GO): positive regulation of T cell activation; antigen processing and presentation of exogenous peptide antigen via MHC class II; peptide antigen assembly with MHC class II protein complex
Cellular component (GO): MHC class II protein complex
Molecular function (GO): MHC class II protein complex binding
Source: RefSeq, a predicted model, not a curated record